GGCAGACAGAAUGGCUUUCCUUAUGAAAACUAUGAUAAGUAACCAGGUGAAGAAUCUAGGACUCGGUGGCGGGUCUGAAGAAAAGAAAGAAGAAGGAGGGGCGUCUGACCCCGCAGCUGCUCACGGGAUGAGCCGAGAGGAGUAUGAAGAGUACCAGAAGCAGAUAAUCGAGGAGAAGAUGGAAAGAGAUGCUGCAUUUACACAGAAAAAGGCCGAGAGGGCGUGCCUCAGAGUUCACCUCAGAGAAAAGUACAGACUCCCAAAGAGCGAGAUGGAUGAGAACCAAAUCCAGAUGGCUGGAGACGAUGUGGAUUUGCCCGAAGACCUCCGGAAGAUGGUAGAUGAAGAUCAAGAAGAGGAGGAAGACAAGGAUUCUAUCCUCGGGCAGCUACAGAACCUUCAGAACAUGGACUUGGACGCCAUCAAAGAGAAAGCCCAGGCCACCUUCUCGGAAAUCAAGCAGACGGCGGAGCAGAAGUGCGCCAUGAUGUGA
Molecule: messenger RNA, 493 nt
Organism: Odocoileus virginianus texanus
Lineage: Eukaryota; Metazoa; Chordata; Mammalia; Artiodactyla; Cervidae
Gene: CPLX4
Product: complexin 4
Biological process (GO): regulation of neurotransmitter secretion; synaptic vesicle exocytosis; neurotransmitter transport
Cellular component (GO): SNARE complex; terminal bouton
Molecular function (GO): syntaxin binding
Source: RefSeq, a predicted model, not a curated record